Molecule: messenger RNA, 3749 nt
Organism: Manihot esculenta (cassava)
Lineage: Eukaryota; Viridiplantae; Streptophyta; Magnoliopsida; Malpighiales; Euphorbiaceae
Product: putative F-box protein At3g17265
Exons: 4
Coding region: 693-1718 (341 amino acids)
Molecular function (GO): protein binding
Source: RefSeq, a predicted model, not a curated record
AUUUGAGCUCUUAGUGUUGAGCAUCAAAUCCUGAAACCAUUGAAUUUUCUAUGGAAAUGUUUCGUUCAAGUCUCCCUCCUCAACACCUCUACCUCUACGGGAAAAAAAGAAAAUUAUUUGUCUUUUCUUCGAUCUUCAUUGUCUGCUUUAUCGUCGAUCAUUUUGGCUCUUUCACUUGCAACAUCUUUCUUCAGAGUUGCCGCGAAAUUAGAAUCUGCCUUGUGGUUCUGAUUCUUCAUUGUCGUCGUGGUUCAGAUUCCAAUCACUACCUUUUCUUAUUAGUUAAAAUCGUAACUGUUGUCCAUCGCCGUGGUGAUUCCUCUACUGGCCAAAUGGUUGGCGGCUUGUCAUGUUCGUUUUCAUCUUCAACAGGGAAAAAUUCAUCAUUUUCGGUUAAUGUAAAGGAGUUAGGGUUUUUGUGGCUUGAUAAAAUAAAGGAUUUGAAGGAUCUGAGCAGUUCAGUUUGGUUUCUCGGAGUAAAUAUCUUGGUUAUUGGAAUUGAUGUAACCCGCUGCACCACAAACAAAAGAAAAGGCUUUUUUGAUAUACGGCAAAAACCCAGCAUCACGUGGAUUUAUAUAUAGUGUCUAUAUAAUUCUUGUUUCUUUUGGAACUGUGGCAUCAAUAUCCAGAAGCAUCUUCUCCAAGGUAACCAUUCGGAUCCGAAUAGCAAACCAGUCUUCAUCACUCCAAUGAUGAGACAGGAUCAUUCCAUUCCCUCUGGAAAACCAUACCUUCCGGUUGAUCUCGUAAGCGAAAUUCUGAGCUGGUUGUCUGUAGAGUGUUUGGCCAGAUGCAAGAGCGUGUGCAAGCAAUGGUUGGAACUAAUCCAAGAUCGCUACUUCAUCGAAAAACAUAUGUCACGAAGCAAGAAUCUUAAUUGUUAUACCAAUCCGUGUCAAGAAAAUGGGGUAUCAUAUGAGUGGAUAAUUAUCUUUGAUGGUUUGAUAAUGGAGAGAUGCAUUGUCCUGAAUAAGUACCGUAUCAGGAACCUGGCAAUGCGCAGAACAAUUGAUUUGCCAGCUCCAACCCAUAACAGCAGAGACUUCUUCGUCACUCUUCUUAUAUGUGGCUGCUAUAAACUGGUUUCUGUAUAUGAUUAUCGAGAGGAAACUAAGUAUUCUAAAGGAUUUGAAGUUCUUACACUUGGUAAAGAUGAGAAACCCUCAUGGAGAGCCCUUGAUACCCAUAUUUUCCGCGAUUUCAAUGGACAAGAACACAGACCGAUUAUUGUAAUAAGUGCAGUUGCUUAUUUUGUAAGAACCAAUACGGUUGGAUCAGAGGACUAUGAGAUAGUGUCUUUGGAUAUGGAGAAUGAGAGUUUUACAGUUUUUUAUUUGGCUAGGAGUUCCUUUCCGGAGAGCAACAAAGUUUUUCCCAUGUGCUGGGAUUUUCACUUUGCUCUCUCUGUCAUUGCAAAUAAUGAGCUCCAUGUGUUGGUGCUGAGAGACUACAAGAAGGGAAAAUGGAAUAAGAAGACUGUAAUCCCAUUGAAAUUCUACAAGAAAAAUCCUGAUAAGUUUGGAAACAAUGUUGUGCCUCGGCGUUGGAUAGCUGACAAAAGCGUGAUUUUGUUCAGGGUAAUCAAAGGACACAUCUCUGAUUUUGCUUACAGCACCGUAAGCGAAGAGGUUGUGUGUGAGCAUACUAAGAACAGAAGGCGAACUUUUCCAUUUGGACAAAGCCUAGUAACAUUCAAAGGAAUGAGACCAGAGUAAAAGAACCAAAAUCCAGGUUGGUGGGAAAGACUUGAUGAUACCAUCUAUUGAUUUGAUUUAGUUAAGUAUAGUUGAUGAUGAUAUCUUUUAGAAGUUAUCCAGGACAAGAAUGAAUAUUUCUUGAUAAUGUCUAGUGCUUAAUUUUUCUUUUUUUUUUUUUGUAUUGAAAGUUUUAAUGUGAUGAUUUCCUCAAGUUGCAUGGUUUUAUGUGUCAGGAACAAUAUCUCUUGUUCUUUGAUAUAUCUUUUCAUUAUUAUCAAAUCUUCUCCUUAUUACUGCUUUCUUUUCAGCCAUAGGCUUACAGAAGGUUCAAACAAUAUUCCCUUUGCCAUUUUUCCUAUAAUGAUUUUGAAACUCAUCCAUAACUUUGAAUUAAGUCUAGCUUAGAUAACUUCAUUUUCCUAUAAUUAUGAAAUUCAACUUAAAAACUUUGCAUUAGUUGUUUAAUAUAAAUUGCAAUUUUAUUAUUUUCUCGCUCUUAACUUCCAUUUUUUUAACCUAAAAUGUGCUGAUAAGAUAAUCCAUGAAAAUCGAGUUUCAAAAUCCUCUUGCACCUUCUUUCCCUCUUCCCUAUUUUAUUCCGGAACGAUUAGUGGCAGCACAAACGCAAUAUUCACCUUUUUUAAAAAUUAUAUUUUAGUCCUUAAAAUGUUCAAAAUUAUGUUUUUCCCCCUAAACUUUAAAAUCUUGCUAAUUAUACUUUUCUCCCUAUGAUUUUCUGGACACUUGCAACAAUAAUAUUAUCAUAGUUAUUCGUGAGAAUUAAAAUUAUGCUAGGGAAUUUUUUUUAAGCUCUAAACAAAGAAACUUAACAAUGCUUGUAUAAAAUACCUACUAAAUUUUAAUAAUUUUCAAACUAUAAUUAUAGUAGGAUAAUUUAAUAUGAAAAAUAGAAGGAAAACAAAAAGGAGAUGCGAGAAAAGACAUUGGGAUGCCUUGUUCAUUAAAUUCCUACUCCUAUGUGUGUAAUGUACACAAAAAUAUGUAUAAAAAGAAAAGAAAAGAAAAGAAAAGAUGAUUCCUUUACACAUAUCAUUAUGCACAAAUCGGAGUUAUCCUGUUAUGAUUUACAUUGUUGUGUAGAUGAGAUUCCUUUUCACAGGUUUUCAUAGCUCUCUAGCAAUCCCCAACUUCUUCAAGGACUAUCCACCAUAUUUUUCUGGAAAGGGUGGAGCAGAGAAUGGCUGAAUUUACUUCUUUUGGAAGGUAAUCAUAAUCAUGAAGGCAACAAUACGACUACCCAAGCCAGAAACAAUGAGUAAGAUUAAACAACGGUACCAAUCCCUGAUAUCAUACCCACUUUCCAUGAGCGAGCCGCACCGUGUUAUUAGCCAUACACCAUAAUAUCUGCAAGUUAAGGCAGAGUUCAUCAAGAUUAAGAUGGUUAAUGAAGAAAGAUUCUUUCAAUUCCUACACAUGAGGAAGUAAGUGUCACUGACCUUUUAGCAUUUGAUAUCACAAAUGCUUCCAAUGCCCAUUUAGUGUAACACAGGUCAGCAAUUUUUGAAACAAAGCUGCUGUCACCACGGGUUGCUAUCAAGGUCAAAACAACUGGAAGAAGCACCGACCACUGCAUGAGUCAAAAGUUGGCUCAUAAGCAGAAAUGAAGAAAAGAAUUUCCAUUUGUGUGUCUGUAGAUUACUCACCAGCUGAGCUGGACCAGCUUCUAAGAAAAGGGCUAAUGCAUAAGCUAUCCCUGUCACGCAAUAAACCAGACAGGUUAAAACUACAUAAUUAUCUGUGACUGUUGAUCUUGGAUUGUUGAAGAAGUAGAACAUUGACAAAUACACUAUUGGCUUGACAAUUGUGUUGAAAUGAUCAACUGUAUCCUUAGCAAGAAAAUAAGCCAAGCCACUCAUGCCUGAAGAACUUUCUCUCCAAUAAUGUAGCUUGUCCAAAGAAAAUGAUCUCAAAGCUGCAAUCUUGCAGAGUAAAGCUGAAAUCCAUCACAAUUUGAUGUUGGUGAGAUUAAACCUUGUAUUAAUGAUUUCUUCACAAUGGGUUCUUAAUAAACUAUCUGAUUAAAAAUAA